This is a messenger RNA of Zea mays, 816 nucleotides long. RefSeq lists its product as uncharacterized. NCBI's taxonomy places the organism in Eukaryota, Viridiplantae, Streptophyta, Magnoliopsida, Poales, Poaceae. Gene Ontology annotation, molecular function: catalytic activity. The record is from RefSeq and is marked provisional.
AUGAUUCAUGAAUCGCUCGCGUGCUCAGCCACGCUCACGUCUCCCGGGCACGUCUGCGGCAGCACCACUCCACACCCACACUCCGCCCAUCGGCUGCCAUGGCGACCAGGGCGGCGGCGGCAGCCACGCUCACGGCGGCUACGUCCUCUCUUCUUAGGCGCUCUACCUCGCUGCGGCCGCAGGGUCUCCGGGUCCCCCACCGCGUGCCUCCCCAAAGGUUUGUGCGCCAUAUUGCUUCAUCAUCAAACGAGGAAGCUGCUGCCAGAGCAGCCGCCGCCACUGCUGACGCUGGAGGACCAACCAUUUUCGACAAGAUCAUUGCGAAGGAAAUCCCUUCGAGCAUCGUAUAUGAAGAUGAAAAUGUGCUGGCAUUUAGAGAUAUUAAUCCACAAGCCCCUGUGCACGUUCUAGUCAUCCCAAAAGCGAGAGAUGGGCUAACCGGAUUAGACAAGGCUGAGCCAAGGCAUACAGAAAUCCUGGGCCGGCUCCUUUACGCAGCGAAAGUAGUGGCAGAAAAGGAAGGUGUAGCGAGUGGGUACCGUGUUGUCAUCAACAAUGGUGCUGAAGGAUGCCAAUCUGUCUAUCAUCUGCACCUGCAUGUACUUGGUGGAAGGCAGAUGAAGUGGCCCCCUGGUUAUUACGAAGGGUGACAUGUUUGAUUUCCUGUACCCCUCUGUGAGUUGAGUUUGCUGCUUGUAUGACUGUUGUUGCAAAGGGAGAAAGAGUGGUUGGUGUACUAGUAUCUGCCCCUGUGAUGAUGGCCCCUUUGAGCACUCAUCUCUGGAAGUACUGAGCUUAUGCAGCAUUUUGCUAAGG